Plodia interpunctella (Indianmeal moth) is the source of this 1446-nucleotide messenger RNA. RefSeq names its product Seryl-tRNA synthetase-like insect mitochondrial protein (gene Slimp). Bases 1 to 1359 code for a protein of 452 amino acids. Gene Ontology annotation, biological process: seryl-tRNA aminoacylation. The transcript has a single exon. Gene Ontology annotation, molecular function: ATP binding; tRNA binding; serine-tRNA ligase activity. The record is from RefSeq and is a predicted model, not a curated record. Lineage: Eukaryota; Metazoa; Arthropoda; Insecta; Lepidoptera; Pyralidae. Gene Ontology annotation, cellular component: mitochondrion.
AUGCUACGUAAGACUUUACUUCAUUUUAUAGUAAAUAAACCAAGGGACUGCAAAGUGUUGUCAGUGAGAAAUUCAGCUCUGUUUAUAAAUGGUGCAAAAGCAUCAGAAAAUUUCGUUUAUGUGAUUCCAUAUAUUGAUUUCCCUGAACAGAUUAAGCACAAACAUAUUAUUGAAGAUAAUUUGCUGAAAAGAAAAUCCAAUAUUGACUUAAACAAAGUGGAAAACCUCUGGUCUAUGUAUGAAGAUCUGAAACAAAGGAAAUCAGAGUAUGACAAGAAGAAAGAGGAAAUAUCUAGAGAGUUAGGAAAGUUGAUUAAGAGUGACCCAGAAGGUCAGGAGGUCAAGCGACUUAAGAUAAAAGUUGAUCUACUCAAAGACAACAUUAGAAAGUUAAAAGGACCUUUGUGGUCUGCCGAGGAGGCUGCAAUACUUGAAGUAUUGAAGAUUCCCAACACAUUGCAUCCUCAAACAUCAGAUGUAAAUAAGAUAUUGCACACCCACCUGUCUCCACCAAGUGGCAUAAAGGACCAUUUAAAUAUUGGUGCAGAUCUUGGCAUUAUUGAAUUUAAGAAAAAUGAGAAUUAUUAUUUGAAAGGUGAUGGAGCUAUAUUUGAACUUGGAGCAAUGUUCUAUUUUAACGAAGAGUUGAGAAGAAAUAAGUUUCAUCAAUUUUCGAAUCCUGAUUUUGUAAAAAGUGUCAUAGUUGAAGGAUGCGGGCUGGACCAUUCCAAUCCUGACUCCACAUUUAUUCUACACCACAAUGAGAACACUAAAGUGAACCCUGAUAGCCGAUUACAUUUGACAGGUGGUGGACACUUAUGUUCAUUUUUGGCAUAUUAUGCUAAAAAUAUUUUGUACAGCAAAGCUUUGCCUUUGAGGUAUUUUUCAAUGGGAAGACGAUAUCAACCAUCCCCCAUUAAAGAAGAUAGCUUGUUUCAUGUCAGUCAAUCUUCGGUAGUACAGGUGUUUGGUGCAGGGAAAAAUGCUGAAGAAACUGAUAUGAUUUUACAAGAAUUAAUUGAUAUAUUAAAAUCGGUUUAUAGCCAAUUGGGAUAUCACUUCAGAAUAAAUCUUGUAUCUGCAGAUAAAUUGUUCAUGUGGGAAUCGUUGCGAGUAGCUGUAGAGAUGUAUUCAACAUCGCUUAACAAAUAUGUUGAAGUUGCUAAUAUAUCGGUCAGUGGCGACUUUAUAAGCAAAAGACUAAUGUUCACAUAUGUGGAGAAUAAACAGGGUCACUUUCCUCACAUUAUUUCAGGUACAGUGUUAAAUGUACCAAAGUUUUUAGCGUGCAUUUUGGAACAGGAUGCAAACUUUGUUUUACCAGAGCAGUUUAGAGUUGAAAAUUGGAUUUGUAAUUAAAACAAUUCAAAGCAAUUGUUACUCUUCAUUUAUUUAGAUUAUGUAACAAGACUAGACAUUGAAUAAACAACAUUGUUAUAUAAAAAA